AUUAAACUAAAAGUUAAAUUUUGUAAUGUGCCGAGUUGCUAUUUUAGAAUAUUUAAUUUUUCGUUUGUUCUCAAAUUGUUUUUAAAUGCUUUGUUUUUCAAUUAAAACUUUUUAUCAAAAAAUGUUCAUUAGUUCACUAUUAAAUACAUGCCAAAAUUAUUUGGAAUAAUACUUUCUGUCAUUAUUUGUCUAAGUAUGUCUUCAUUCAGUGAUGAUUCAUUUCUAAAGGAUGAAGAAUGUUCAAAAGUAAUUUUGAAUAAUUUAAAAAAUAGUACAUUAAGUGAUCCAUGCUCAGUUACCUCUCAAAAUCAUGACCAAGAUAAUAUUAAUUUAACUUUAGAAAUGUUAAAUCCACAAUAUUUCAAUUUAGCAGAUGAUCAAAAUAUAGAAAACCAAGAUUAUGGCAGUACUGAACCAGAAGAAAUCAAAUUAGAACUUGAUCCAUUUUGUAUAAAAGCCGUAAUAGAUGACGAUAAUGAAAAUCUUACAAUUGACUUGCAAGAUUAUGAGACAAAUAUUUUUGAUAAAACAGAAAAUUUAACUGUUAAAGAUACUGACGAAUCUAAAAGUGGCUGUCAUAACAAAAAUUUACUUGGAGAAUACAAAUUUUUAGCAUAUUAUACUAAUGCAUCAUCAACAUAUAAAUGCAAUUUUUGUCAUACUUUUUAUACAUCAAAUGCACGUUUAAAAAAACAUAUAAAACAAAAUCACCGAUCAUGUAGAGGAGGAGGUACACCAGACUUACCACCAUUCAAAUGUGAUAUAUGUCAAGUAGAAUUUCAAAAAAAAUCAAUUUUAAGUCAACAUAAUAGAAGAAAACAUCCAGAAACUUGUGAAUUCACCUGUGAAUGCUGCAAAAAAAAAUUUGCUGAUACAUUUUCAUUGAAACGACAUAGAAUGUUACAUUUAAAUCCUUUUAAAUGUGAUGUGUGUGAUAAAACAUUUUUUGCAGCCUAUAAUCUCAAAACACACCAACGAAUUCAUAAUGGAGAAAGACCUUAUGCUUGUAAUGUAUGCCAGAAGACAUUUAAUCAAUCAUCUGGUUUAAAUAAACACAAAAGAAUACACUCUGGUGAAAAGCCUUAUCAGUGUAGUAUUUGUUUGAAGUCAUUUGGUGUACGGUUUAACUUAAAGGUUCAUAUGAGAACCCAUAGUGGUGAAAAACCAUAUGAAUGUGAUAUUUGUCACAAGAUGUUUUCUCACCAAUCCUACAUUAAACAACAUAAACGCUGCCAUACAGGUGAAAAACCUUUUGAAUGUGACAUUUGCAAUAAAUUCUUUGCAAACAAGACAAUACUAAGAGGACAUAUAAAAAUACACAUGCAUAAAAUAUUAGUUAAUAAGGUUAAAAAGUCAUAUUAAAUAAAAAUUUUAAAAAUGUUUAUAUUAUGACUUAAUAUUUUUUUAAAUGUUGUUCUGGUAUGCAGUACAUAGAUCAAAAAUAUUUUAUGAUGAAAAAAAAGAAUCAAAGUAUUUUUAUAGUAGUUGUUUUUUUUAAUACAUAAAUUUUUGUGAGGACAUACUAAAUUAUUGUUUUAAAUAAUGUUUUAUUAUUAACUCUUGUUAUAUUAUUAAAAAUAUUUUAGUUUAAUGUUUGUGGUUCAAAUUGAGAUGAAGAUAAAUUAUCUAUAAUCACUAUUAAUUAUUUUAUGCUAUUAUUUCUUUACAAUAAAGUUAGAUUUUUUAUUAUUUUA
Daktulosphaira vitifoliae (grape phylloxera) is the source of this 1694-nucleotide messenger RNA. Its product is annotated as zinc finger protein 501-like. The transcript is spliced from 5 exons. Gene Ontology annotation, biological process: regulation of transcription by RNA polymerase II. NCBI's taxonomy places the organism in Eukaryota, Metazoa, Arthropoda, Insecta, Hemiptera, Phylloxeridae. Gene Ontology annotation, molecular function: RNA polymerase II cis-regulatory region sequence-specific DNA binding; DNA-binding transcription activator activity, RNA polymerase II-specific. Gene Ontology annotation, cellular component: nucleus. The coding region runs from base 148 to 1362 and encodes 404 amino acids. The record is from RefSeq and is a predicted model, not a curated record.